Messenger RNA from Prinia subflava (tawny-flanked prinia), 5663 nucleotides. RefSeq lists its product as uncharacterized. Bases 380 to 4333 code for a protein of 1317 amino acids. Lineage: Eukaryota; Metazoa; Chordata; Aves; Passeriformes; Cisticolidae. The transcript has 13 exons. The record is from RefSeq and is a predicted model, not a curated record. Gene Ontology annotation, molecular function: protein binding.
UGUCAACAGGCUGAUUAAAGGUAGACUAGUCAUGAUGCUUCUUGGAAUUAAAUAUACUAAUCAGAUUCUGAGCUUAGCAGACAGAAAUAGAAAAAGAAGUGGAACAAGACUGUGGACAUUGCUCCCUCUUUUAUCUUUAAUUUUAAUUAGGUAAUCUGAUUGAUUAAGACUUUUCAGACAAAGCUGACCUUUUGUAUCCACUGGGUAGUUUAGUUGUUAUUUUUAUUAUCUGUUUUAGCUGUAAAGAGUUAAAUAACUGGUACUCCUUUAUUUCUUCAGUGAUUUGAAGGAUAUGUAUGUACUGCAUAUCAUUGCUGACUGGGUUUGACGGUACAGAAGGGGAAAACACAGAUGACACAGAUGCCCUUGGUUCUUAGAAAUGAGUAGAAAAAAAAGAAAAAGCUGCAAGAGCAGAAAGAGCUCUGAUUCCAGAGAAUAUACACAGUUGUCACCCAUUUGUAAAUGCCAGCAAAGUGUAGGAAGCCUUGAAAAUAAAGCACAUGAGACUCUGUCUCACUUCACAGAGCCACUGGAUGUAAAGAGUGCUGAAGAAGAUGGAAAAGGUCAUGAAAACAAGAAUCAGCGUAGCUCAGAUGCUUCUGAAGAUAGAGACCUUGAUAAUGUAUCACACAGUAAAAAAGAAGGGAAGAAGGAAAAGAACUGCCCUCCUAAAACAUUCUCAGCUCAGCAAGAUGAAAUUCUAGCUACAGUAACUUUUGGUGAGUCAGAGGGCUCAUCCAAAGGAAAAAUUACACUGUGGGGCAAGCCAGAUUCUUCAGACUCUGUUAGUUUGGCCACUGGAAAAAUUUCUGCAGAAGUAAAAUAUGGCUCUUUUAAUGUGAAAGUAGAAAUUAAGAAUAUUUCUUUGUUUGAUUCUGGAACAAAAGUUGUGGAUGAAAAAAGGAAAAGUUCAAAGAACAAGAAACGUCAUGAAAGAAAAAGCCAGAAAAGUCAGUGUUCAGAAUGUUCAAAGUACCAGUGCCCUUCAAUUGACCAUUCAGAAGAACACAGGGGGAAAUACAAGGGAUCCUCUAAACAUAAAAUUCAAACUGCCAUCAAUGAAAGUGCCUCCCUGGAAAUGAACAUUGAAACAAAAGACAUUCAGGUGGAAUAUACCAGCAGAAAGAAAAAUCUGAAGGUUAACCUCAAAGCUGCUGAGCAGGCACAGAGCCAACCACUCAACAGGGAACAGGAAGAUACAUAUUGGAGUGAAACAGAUUAUUCUGUAACGGAGACAUUGUGUAACACAGACUGUGAGUCAUCAUUUAGCUUUCAUGAAAAAACAGAUUAUACAUUCCCAGAUGGAUAUACACUUCUCCCUCCACCAAAAGAAUUUGCUGACUGUGACAAACUGCACCUGGAUACAAUCACAGAAGGUGUAUCUUUGUACCCUGUUAAUAGCAGAAAGGAAUCUGACGGUCUCAGUACAGCCUUGAGCAUUUGGGGGGAAGAAAAUUAUUUCUGUAAACUUAACACAGAGGACUAUGAAGACCACAUCAAUGAAAAGGAAGAUUUUUCAAAGGACAAAAUGCUUUUCUCAAAAAUAAGUAAUACUAAUUGUCUUGUAGCUAUUAAUACCUUGCAUAACCCAAACAGUGGGAAAGAAUGUGUUAGUAAAAGCAACGUAUCAGGUCAAGAAAGAAGUAACUGUGACAAACACAGAGACACAGGGCCAAGAACAGCAAGAAGAAAGUCUUUCCCAGAUACUACCCUCGAGGUACCAUCACCUGUUCACCCUAGAAGGGAUUCUGGCUUUUACUCACUGCCAUCCUUAAAUGUAUUGCUUAAGGAGACCAAAGCAGGAGAUACCCAUAACAGGAAUUUAUAUAUUCCUACCAAAUAUAAAGAGUUUUGUAAGUGUCCUGGCUUGACCUCUUCUUUGACAGAGCUUUGCAAGUGUCCUGACUUGUCCUCCUCGCUGAGAAAUUUGAGAAGUCUUAAGUCUUCAUAUCAGUAUGCUUUCACAUUGUUUGAUCAUAAUAUUACCAUUUAUCCAUCUGAGCCUGAAGAAGAUGGCUGUCUAGAUGGCACUUGUUUACUGAAUGACUGUGCAGACUGUGUGGGGCAAGAUGAAGGAACAGAAGAAACAUUAAUGGAGAGUCUUCAUUCCAGUGAUACUAUACACGAAAAAAAAGAAAAUGGCCAUGAAGAGCCUCUGGGAAACCUAUCCAUGUGGGAGGAAGGCUCUGAGUCUACUGAAGCUUUAGAUAAAGAGAAAUCAGAAUACAACUCUAUAGAAAAGCAUGUUGAAUGGCAAAACAAAACUUGCCUGAUGCAAGCCUCUCCACUUUCUAUAAGCCCUUCAGGUGAAUUCCUUAAGGACAAAGAAAUUACUAAUUAUGCAUCUAUUGAAAGCAUCCCAAAACAAAGUUCAGAUUUACAGUUGGAUUUUCAUCCUCAUUAUGCAGAGUCUGAGGUAACAAAUAAAAGAAGAGAGUCAGUAUUGAACGACCCUCCAGUGGUAACUGGAGAAGUAGAAGGAAGGCUUUCCCAGGGCAACACGACAUUGAUACCGGGAUGUUUUGGCUCUGCUGUAAAGAAAGAACCUAACUUUACCUGCACCGUACAAGAAAAAUCCUUGCUGUCAUCCUUGUUGUUAGAUCACAAAGAGCAUGGCACGAAUAAAGCGUUGGAAAGCCUUUCCAAGGUACAGGACAUAUCUGGAGAUGUCCUUGUUGAAUCUGAUUGCUAUAAUAAUUCAGCACAGGCUUCUGUAUUAUCUACCUCUUCAGUAUGCAUGGAAAAGAAAGAGAAUUUCACAGAACAUUCAAACGUUAGGCAAAGAUUGGAGAACUUUUGCAGUAAGCAGUCAAUUGAUGACAGUUUAAGGAGAGAGCCUGGAGCAAAUCAACCUCUUCUGUUAGUCCAGUCCAACUCUGAAGAAAUUGAGUCAAAUUCUGAAAUGAAAGAAGACUAUUAUGAGAAUACAGAUAUCUUGUCAUCAGUAAAACAGAUUAGUCAGAAAGACUUGAAAUCAGAAAUGGAUAAAACCAGAAAGUUACCUUUGAAGAAAGAUACCAGGGCAAGUGACAGUUCCCAGGAAGAUGCAAUAGACCAGUGGGCCAGAAGACGGAAACAGUUCAAAGACAGCAAAAAAUGCAGUUCAACUGGAGGGAGCUCCAUAAACAGCACAAUCACUGAGGGAUCAAUAAAUUCAGAGGAUGCUCGAUCAGUAGAUCUGGGACUAUAUUCUGAAAAUGAGGACGGAGGUUUUUAUACAGAAAACUUUCAUUCUGCUUCCUGGGUUUUCAGAGGAGAUGAUGUCUCUCCAGAUAACAGUCCUAGAUGUCUCAGCAAAAGGCCUAGACCAGUAGCAAUUCGAGAAAGAACAGUGAAGAUCGCUAAAGGAACUGGCAAUUACCCUUGGGGUUUCAGGAUCCAGUUCUCAAAGCCUAUCCUUGUGACUGAAGUUGACACAAACAGUGCAGCUGAAGAAGCAGGGCUUCAAGUUGGGGAUAUUCUGAUAGCAGUCAAUGGAACUGAUGUCACCAGCAUGCCACAUUCAGAAGCUGCCAAUCUGGCAAGGAAAGGUCCUGAUAUCCUGACUAUGAUAGUGGGAUCAGAUAUCAGCCGUUACCCCAACACCCCUAAACCUACCUGCCGAGGAUAUCUGCACAAAAGAACACAAUCAGCAAUCCUGAAGGGCUGGAGAAAGAGGUGGUUUGUACUGAAACAUAAUGGUUACCUACACUAUUACAAACACAAGAAGGAUGAAGGGAAGUGCAGACCCCUGGAAGUAACAAAGCUGGAAGGAGCAGAAAUUGGUGUUGACACUAGUCUGGGUAAACCAUUUGUUUUUAAAUGUAUACCUCAAGCUGGAAACAGGAUUUUCUACUUCUGUGCAACUUCCAACCAAGAAAUGAAAAGGUGGCUGGAGGCUAUGGAUAAAGCAGUGCAUCCCAUCCAUCAGAACCAUGUGUGGGUAGAUGUCACACUGCAUAACACUACACUCCCACCAUUGGCUAUUAAGAACCCUGAGUGCCUGGGGCUUCUCCACCAGCUGGACAGGAGCAAAGAUGUCUGGAUUCAGCACUACUGCAUUCUGAAGGAUGGCUGUUUGUACUUUUAUGCCACUCUCCGGUCUACACCUGCCCAAGGUGGCCUUUACCUCCAAGGUUAUACUGUGAGUGAACAGUCUCUGGGCUCCAAGAGAUCUGUAAUUGAACUUAAACCUCCAUCUGAAGAAUUUAAAACUUUUUACUUAUGUGCAGAGAACGUAAAUGAAAACAAAAGGUGGAUUACAGCUUUGAAAGCUUCAAUUAAUAAAUGGUUACCUCUACACCAGGCAAUCCAAGAUUUCAUGAACAGACCACUGGAGGAGACAAGGAUGUGAGAAGAAAGUUCAGUUUUUCCCCUGUUUCUGUUUUGCAUUAAAACAUGCAUAAAUCAUGCUAUAUCUUAUGAGUCAUGUCAAGAGAUAUUCUAGCAGCAGAAUCUUCAGCAUUGCUAUACAUUCAGAAAUUUUGUAAGCAUUAGUAAAUAAAUGCAAAGCAAUGUUGCCUUCUUUGUCACUGUAUUCGGUGUUUCUGCUUCAAUUCAGACCACACAUAGAGUCUGCUUUACACCUGUGACCUGACAUACAUUUUAUAUACAUUUUGUGCUCCCUGCUUGUGGUUUUUUUUAGGUUUUUUUGGUUGGUUUUGUUUGGUUGGUUGGUUGGUUUCGUUUUGGUGGGGUUUUUGUUUGUUUGUUUUGUGUGUUUGUUGGGUUUUCUGGGUUUUGAGGGAUUUUUUGCAAACGCAGUAUUUGCAAAGCAUUCUGCUUUUUAAUUCAGAUGAUUCAUAUGUGGGUUUGCCUAUACAUUUCUAGAUGUUUUGGUGCUUAAGGUUGAGGCAAGCUGGGUUUACUGAAUAGUCAGCAGCUACAUACUAUUACAUGGAAUAUAUCUGUCCAUUUUUGUUGGCCAUUGUUGGGCUAUUAUACAUUCUAUCUUAAGUUUUUAUUUUAUGAUGAUUUUGAUUUGGUCAUCUACCAUCACAUCGCACCACAUUUGUGAAAAGAAAUCAGUUCAAGAAUCAAAGUAUGCUGUUUCCUCCAAAGUUAGCAGUAAGACAGCAGUAUAAAACUGCAUCAGGGAUAUCAGGAUUAGACAUCUGUGGUUAUUACACCUGGUCAUAUACACAGUAUUUCACAUUAUUGUCUGGCAAUUAAGUAACCCCUCCUAUGAAUAGAUCUGAAGAUUCAGUUUCCAAACUUAUCAAAACACUAAUUCAAGUAAAGUUACAAAGGUUAGUUCAAAGUUGCACCCAAUACAAACAAAAAAAAUUGCUAGUCUGUGAAAUUUUAAUUACAAAAGCUGUGAUACGUGCUUUUCUUAUGAUUUUUGGACCUUAAUUGCUUGAACAUGCUAGAAAUCCAGCUACUCACUUGCUGUCACCAUUAGCAUGGAAAAUAUCAAUUGCAAUGCAGAAAAAAGCUAAAAAGCAAGUGGUGCUCCCCCAGCCACCACAAAUAUAUUUUUUAGGAGACAGACUCAUUAACUUUACAUGUUUGAAGCAAUUGUACUUAAAAGAAUGCUGCUGAACUGUUCAAAUUAUUUGCUACAGUGACUUGAGUGAUUUAUUUCAAAAAUAAUACUGGUUACGUAAACAGUGUAAGCAUUUUUUUGAAAACAGGCACCUAACCACAGAUAUGUUGCCAUGUUUGCUUUGUAUAAACCUGUG